This is a messenger RNA of Neogale vison (American mink), 2161 nucleotides long. RefSeq names its product NT-3 growth factor receptor-like. Gene Ontology annotation, cellular component: plasma membrane. Gene Ontology annotation, molecular function: ATP binding; neurotrophin receptor activity; transmembrane receptor protein tyrosine kinase activity. The transcript has 15 exons. The record is from RefSeq and is a predicted model, not a curated record. NCBI's taxonomy places the organism in Eukaryota, Metazoa, Chordata, Mammalia, Carnivora, Mustelidae. Gene Ontology annotation, biological process: cell surface receptor protein tyrosine kinase signaling pathway; protein phosphorylation. Bases 36 to 1871 code for a protein of 611 amino acids.
GGAAGACGCUCCGAUAACCCAAGCCGCGAUCGGAGAUGGAUGUCUCUCUUUGCCCAGCCAAGUGUAGUUUCUGGCGGAUUUUCUUGCUGGGAAGCGUCUGGCUGGACUAUGUGGGCUCCGUGCUGGCUUGCCCUGCAAAUUGUGUCUGCAGCAAGACUGAGAUCAAUUGCCGGCGGCCGGACGAUGGGAACCUCUUCCCCCUCCUGGAGGGGCAGGAUUCAGGGAACAGCAAUGGGAACGCCAGCAUCAACAUCACGGACAUCUCAAGGAAUAUCACUUCCAUACACAUAGAGAACUGGCGAGGUUUGCACACGCUGAAUGCCGUGGACAUGGAGCUCUACACUGGCCUCCAAAAGCUGACCAUCAAGAACUCAGGACUUAGGAGUAUCCAGCCCAGGGCCUUUGCCAAGAACCCCCACUUGCGCUACAUAAACCUGUCGAGUAACCGGCUCACCACACUCUCAUGGCAGCUCUUCCAGACGCUGAGUCUUCGGGAAUUGAGACUGGAGCAGAACUUCUUCAACUGCAGCUGUGACAUCCGCUGGAUGCAGCUGUGGCAGGAGCAGGGGGAGGCCAAGCUCAACAGCCAGCACCUCUACUGCAUCAGUGCCGACGGCUCCCAGCUGCCCCUGUUCCGCAUGAACAUCAGCCAGUGCGACCUUCCUGAGAUCAGUGUGAGCCACGUGAACCUGACCGUUCGAGAGGGCGACAACGCUGUCAUCACGUGCAAUGGCUCUGGGUCCCCUUUGCCUGACGUAGACUGGAUAGUCACGGGCCUGCAGUCCAUCAACACCCACCAGACAAAUCUGAACUGGACCAAUGUACAUGCCAUCAACCUGACCCUGGUCAAUGUGACAAGCGAGGACAAUGGCUUCACCCUGACAUGCAUCGCGGAGAAUGUGGUGGGCAUGAGCAACGCCAGUGUGGCCCUCACCGUGCACUACCCCCCACGCGUGGUGAGCCUGGAGGAGCCGGAGCUGCGCCUGGAGCACUGCAUCGAGUUCGUGGUGCGGGGCAACCCGCCGCCCACGCUGCACUGGCUGCACAAUGGGCAGCCGCUGCGGGAGUCCAAGAUCGCGCACGUGGAGUACUACCAGGAGGGCGAGGUGUCCGAGGGCUGCCUGCUCUUCAACAAGCCCACGCACUACAACAACGGCAACUACACCCUCGUCGCCAAAAACCCGCUGGGCACGGCCAACCAGACCAUCAACGGCCACUUCCUCAAAGAGCCCUUCCCAGAGAGCACGGAUAACUUUGUUUCCAUCUACGACGUGAGCCCCACACCCAUCACGGUGACCCACAAACCGGAGGAAGACACUUUUGGGGUGUCCAUCGCCGUGGGACUUGCUGCUUUUGCCUGCGUCCUGUUGGUGGUUCUCUUCAUCAUGAUCAACAAGUACGGUCGGCGGUCCAAAUUUGGAAUGAAGGGGCCUGUGGCUGUCAUCAGCGGCGAGGAGGACUCAGCCAGCCCGCUGCACCACAUCAACCAUGGCAUCACCACGCCCUCCUCGUUGGACGCCGGGCCGGACACGGUGGUCAUCGGCAUGACCCGUAUCCCGGUCAUUGAGAAUCCCCAGUACUUCCGCCAGGGACACAACUGCCACAAGCCAGACACGUGGGUCUUUUCAAACAUAGACAAUCAUGGGAUAUUAAACUUGAAGGACAAUAGAGAUCAUCUAGUCUCAUCAACUCACUAUAUAUAUGAGGAACCUGAGGUCCAGAGUGGGGAAGUGUCUUACCCAAGGUCACAUGGUUUCAGAGAAAUUAUGUUGAAUCCAAUAAGCCUUCCCGGACAUUCCAAGCCUCUUAACCAUGGCCUCUAUGUUGAGGAUGUCAGUGUUUAUUUCAGCAAAGGACGUCAUGGCUUUUAAAAACUCCUUUUAAGCCUCCCUGUUUUGAUGUCACCUGGGUGGGCCAGGCCCUCUGAGAGGUGGGAAGCUCUAGGCGCUGUUCUCUUUGGAUCCGGGGAACUAAGUAGAAACUGCAUGAGCCACCGGUGCCCCUGCGUCCCUUUCACGCCACCGAGACGGGGGUCGUCCCCCGUCGGCCACUGGCAGGGCUGCCCUGUCCCUCAGUCAUCACUGUGCUCCUUUCUCCCCUGGCCUCCGAGGCAGCUCCUGCCGCCAUCCUUAGAGCCAAUAAAGAGAGUUAAAAACCUGUG